AUGGGGAUGGGCGAGAUGAAUUAUCGAAAUAGUGACAGCGGGCUAGCGGAGCCAGAUCCAGCUCAAACUGGCAGCAUGACAGCCAUCAAUUCGGGCCCAGUCGGCGAGGUGGGCGGCGUCAGGCUGCCCCUGCAGUCGCUCCACGGCUACGGCUCGGUCUUCAUGUACUCGGCGUCGACGAGUCCCGGGGGCGGCGGGGGCGGGGGCACAGGUAACGGGGCGACCGGCCAAACCAACGGCACGGGCGAAGUGACGCUGCGCCUACGCGAGCCCGAGGACAUACCCGAGGAGGUGCUCGCGAGGCUAGAGGACACGGCCACCCUGUCCAUCUCGUUGCAGGGCGACGCUGUCCUGAGGCUAGGUGCCGCCACUCCAGGAAACGGAAGUUUGGAGCUGUUUGACAGCGAGAGCGGGCCCGAUCUCACGCUGUCGCCCCAGACGUUCACAUCCACGGCGGAGGCCUUCAUAAACGACAAUAGCGACAGUCUCGGUGUUCCGGGUGACAACGACACGGGUAGCGGAGAGGAGUCGAGGACAAACUCAGGCGAUCCCGGUAAAUUGGGUGUCAAGAAGCCGAGGCCGAAAGCCUCUUCGCCGAAUCGACAGGGGCCUCAGCAGUGCCAGGUAUGCGGCAAAGUGUUCAACAACGCAUCGGCGCUCACGAAGCACAAGCUGACGCACAGCGACGAGCGCAAGUAUUCCUGCAACUUGUGCGGCAAGGCCUUCAAGCGGCAGGACCACUUGAACGGUCACUCGUUGACGCACCGCAACAAAAAGCCGUACGAGUGCAAGGCCGAGGGUUGCGGCAAAUCGUACUGCGACGCGCGCAGCUUGCGCCGACACACGGAGAACCACCACGCGGCUUCGGCGGCGGCCACCGCGGCCAAGGUCGGCGCCGACAACAACAACGGCAGCGCGAGUCCCAGCAGCCCGAACACGGGGCCCAACACGCCCAACACCCCCGGCAGCAACCCCAGCACGCCCAGCACGCCCGGACCCAACGGCGCCGCUGCCGUUACCAAUUCCACACACGGGCACACGGCGCUCAAACAGCUGCUCGCGUCGGAGCCGGCGCCCGUGCAGCUCAAGGGGUCGAGCGGUGCGGGUGGCGGGAACGACGGCCUCACGAAGCAGCAGCUCGAGCUCAUCCAGCAGAUAAUGCAGCAAACGCAGCAGCACCAACAGCAGGUGCAGAGCCAGUCGUCCCUGCAGCAGACGCAACCGCAACAAGCGACGAUCGUGGGGUCGAAGACGGGCGCGAAGCCGAUCAUCAAGUCGACCACGACCAUCUCCGGGCCCGUGAUCACUGCCGUCGCUGCGAGCGUCGCUGCUAACGCGAGGACGAGUCCCAAGCCCAAGGUCUGGAACCACAACCACCAGCAGCAACAGCAGAGAGAACAAGCUUGUCAGCAGCAGACCCAACAGCAGGCCCAACAGCUUCCCCAACAGCAGCAGCAAUCGGCGCAACUGCAGCCCCAACAGCAGCAAUCGGCACAGGCGAACUCGCCCGGAAGCGGUAAUAAUGCCGGGAAGAUCGUCGUCGUCGGUGGUAGUCCGUCGCCGAGCAGUUCGCCCGGUCUCGUACCGGCCUCCGGUAAACCACCCGUCGAGCCGAAGCCCGUCGAGUGCAACCUGUGCCACCGGAAAUUCAAAAACAUCCCCGCCCUCAACGGCCACAUGAGACUGCACGGGGGUUACUUCAAAAAGGACACGGACACGAAAAAGGCGGAAAAGAAGGAGGUGGCCGGGCCGCCGUUGCAGACGGCCUCGGUCAGCGUACGGGCCCUCAUCGAGGAAAAAAUCAUUCAGAAGAGGACGACAGCAACGGACGCGAACGCGGCUCAUCAGUUGCGCGCCAACGCGGUGCUCGCGGCUCAAGCAGCGGCGACCCCGAUGACGGUGACCUCGUCGACGUCGACCGACAUCCAACAGCAGCAGAUAAUCGGCAAGAUGAACUUUGCCGUGCCCGCGCCCCCACCGCUGGCCCCUGGCGAUAAGAUUCGCCGGUUGUCGGACGGCGAGCACUUCAGGCAGCCGAACGUGACGAUAGCCGGGCACCCGAGCUCCGUGUCGAAGCAGCUCCAGGAAGCUCAGACCCAAGCCCAAGCCCAAGCUCUGGCCGACAUGAUACUCAAGGGCACGACGAAGAUGGCAGUGAAGCGCGCUACCUCGGACCCCGGCCAGAGGGUCCAGUUGACCUAUCAGGCCGCUCCGGUGACUACGACGAGCGGCUCGUCCCAGCCGACCUCCGUCACCGAGAGCUUCACGAUGACCGGCUACCCGGAGGACGGCGGCUACUUUAGCCCCAGUCUACAGGACGAGGUUUUUCAGCAGGUCACCGCCGUGCCCGACAGCGUCUUGCUGCACGCCAGUCAACUCGACGCUAUACAGUUUCAGACGUCGAGUCUGCUGCAGGAGCAGGCAGCCAACGAGGCUUUGCACGACAUGAGCCUGGAGGAGCGUUUCCCGGGCCAGCACGCGGUGAACCCCGAUCUGCAGGCCCUGGUCAACUCGCCCCUGCCCGACUCGCUGGCCGAGUUCAGCACCUACGGGGCCAACUACAGCGACGGCUCGCACGCCCUCCAGCCGAGCCACCAGUCGCCCCUGGCCUCGCCCCUCACCCGCCACGACAGCCCGAGCUUCACCUACCCGACGCCACCGGCGAGCCAGGAGGGCCUGCUCAGCGGUAGCCUGCCCCUCCUCAGUCCCCAGGAGGACACCGACUGCGCGGUCCACUCGGUCUCCUCGCCCCUCUCGGCGGCCUUCUACAGCACGAGCAUGUCCUCGGCCGCGGCGAUCGAGGAAGCCCUCAGCGAGGUCCUCCCCGACGAGGCCGACGCCGACCCCACGGACCUCUACGGCAGCGGCACCGCCACCACCGGUGGGCCCACCCCUGGCUGCCCGAACCCCCACUCGCCCCUGCCGAGUCCCCUCUCCGCGACACCCGCGCCCUCGCCCCUCUCCUCGCUGCCCCCCUCCUCCGUCUCCUCGCCCGGGCCCACCGGCUUUAUCGGCUCGGCCUUCCCCAUGUCGCCCCACCACCACCACCACCACCACCACGCCCUACAGAGCCAGAUGAUGCCCAACUCGGAGGACCCGCUGCUCUCGUCGAGCCCCAAGGACUUUGGGGCCGGGAGGCGCAAGUUCGAGUUCCAGUCGUACAAGCUCGUCGCCAACCAGAGCCAACUCGUCGACUUUGGCUUGGGCAACGGCGCCGUCGCCGGCAUCGUCGUCGACAACAACGGCGAGUUCAAGCUCAUACAGACCGCCGGCCUCCAAAAGACCAACGUCUACGUCCAAGGACCCGCCGGCACCCUCAUGAGCCCGGCCCUGGCCUUCCGUAAGAUCGACCACCACCACCACCAACAACAAACCAACGGCAUCGUUUACCAGCCGCAGCCACUACACCAAGCCAUCAAUCCAGCCAAGUUCCUCAUACAGACGAGCCAAGCUGCUAAGGUGAGCCUCAAACACGCCAGGCAGGGGUCGAGCGUCGGGCUGCCCGUGCCCAUCGACAAGAUCAAGGAGGAGGACUCGCUCGAGGAGGACAUCUUUCUGAGCCCGAGCAGCCUCGACAGUCCCGCUAGGCACGGCAAGCGGCCGCGGCUCGAGGGCCCGAGUAUCCUCUGCGGUGGCGGUCACAACGGCACCUCGAGCCUCGGCGCGAGUCCUUACCCAUCGCGGCUGAGGCGGGCCUGCGACCGACAGUGGAACGGCAGUUACACGCCCCCACCGAUACUCGACCCGUCGAGGCCCGGCUCGGGAUUGUACGCCAGGCUGAUGCACCAGCACGACGCCGCGGACUUUUGCAACUCGAGCAACUCGCAGGUGGGGGGGAACAACACGGACGUGCCGCCCCCUAGGAUCAACGUCGGCACGAGGUACCAGGCGACGAUACCUCAGCUGCUGACGCACGAGGCCGACCGCAUGACCAUCGAGCCCGAGAUGGACCACCUGCUCUGGGAUCCCUGCAUAGACAGCGCCCUCACCGAGACCGAACUGUCCAUGUACCUGCAGUUCGCUUGCUGCGCCACGGUACCCGCCGGUGGAAGGAACAAGGAGUACGCCCUUCACCUGCUCCACAUGUGCAACGGCAACGUUAGAGAGGCGAUGCUGAAACUGAUGCGACCGACGCCCGCGCUUACGUCGGACCAUCCGCUUCGCAGCUACGAGUACAGCGACUCGGACCGUUGGACGUCACGGGAGAUGGACGCGUUUUACCAGAGCCUGUUGAAGUACAACAAGGACUUUUCGGCGAUAGCCCUCGAGAUCGGUAGCAAAACGUCGAGGCAGUGCGUGCAGUUCUAUUACCUGUGGAAGCGGCUCUGUCCCGACGAGUACAGGAGGCUGAGGCUGCUUUACGGGAAACAGCCCAAGAUCAAGGCCGAGAGCGUCUACGGCGGUGGUUUGUCCGACUCUCUCGACGACUGCAAGGACACGAAGGAGCUGUGCGACGCCAUCGCCGCCGUUGCGGAAUUCGACUUCAGCGAGGAGAAGUCCAUUCUUCAUCGGACGCUGAUGCAGACGACCAACGAGAGAGAAAAUUCUGCUACUUUGACGACAAGCGACGGGGAGUUGCGGCUUUUCGCUUACGACUGCCAAGAUAGCUUUAGCAGGAGCGUAACAGAACAGAACAACAAGCCGGUAUCCCAAGCCGGUGGCCACGCUACAGCCGACAACACGAAUUCACAAACUCACACUAGUAAUGAGCUACAACAACAUCAACUACCACCCGUGCCCACCACCACCACCACCACCACCACCACCACCCUACUUCACUACCCCUGCAAGAUAUGCGGGAAAGUAUUCAACAAAGUGAAAAGCAGAAGUGCUCACAUGAAGUCGCAUCGGCCAAUUCCUUCGGCACCAGAUUCAACGGGUCAGGAAUGUAAAAAAGUCCAGCCGGCGCAUCAGGCUGCCCCCCAGCAACAGCAGUCGGUAAGCGGCAGCGUGCAGAUCCAGCAGCACCAGAGCCACGUGAGGCUGAUCGCCCACGAUUACCGGCACUACUCGCACCAGCAUGGCGCGUACGACCACCAGCGUUCCCGGCAGAUCGCACAGACUGCCCUGACGAGCUGCGGCGACGUGCCAAAGAGCCAAGUGUGGCACAACCCGCCGAGACUCCGACCGCCAUAGGAUGAGAUCCGCAGCGCGGCCACCCUCAAGAUACCUUAGCGAAGGUGCUUUUCUUCC
Molecule: messenger RNA, 5193 nt
Organism: Copidosoma floridanum
Lineage: Eukaryota; Metazoa; Arthropoda; Insecta; Hymenoptera; Encyrtidae
Biological process (GO): negative regulation of DNA-templated transcription; regulation of transcription by RNA polymerase II
Cellular component (GO): histone deacetylase complex; transcription regulator complex
Molecular function (GO): transcription corepressor activity
Source: RefSeq, a predicted model, not a curated record